AUGGGUAUCGGCACAGGUCACAAGGCUGGCGGUAUUCGCGACGAUGCUCCAGACCUCGAAUUUUCGUAUCUUCGCUAUGGGAAGCACAAUCUCCACCGAGUCGGUGUCUGGGAACAGCGCAGACCGGCCAAGCCAAAUGCUACCUACUGGCUCAUAUUCAUCCACGGUGGAGCUUGGCGAGACCCUCGCAACAAGCCCACCGAUUUCGCUCCCUCCAUCCGGCAUCUGAUGACAGAUGGUAGUCUCCCCGAGACGGUCCGUGGAUUCAUCAGCAUAGACUACCGGCUCUCUCCGUAUCAAGACGAGUUUCCUCAGUGCCUAGACCAGACGCCCUCUUCAGAGCAGCGCACUGCGCAGCACCCGGACCACGCCCACGAUGCGCGCUCGGCCAUGGAUUUUCUCAGUCAACGAUUCGACCUCGGUGACAAGUACAUCCUCAUCGGCCACUCGGCUGGGGCCAUGCUGGCUUUCCAGCUGCUUAUGGGCAAUGCGCCGUGGCAAUUGCCAUCCAGCGUUCCUCUGCCCAAGCCCGCCGCCAUUAUUGGCAUAUCUGGCAUUUACGACCUUGUCAACUUGAACCGCCGUUAUGAUGGCAACUAUGCAGGCUUUAUAAGCAAUGCAUUUGGCGACGACCAGGAUAUUUGGAGCAGCGCUUCCCCGGCGCAGUACCACGACUCCUUUGCGCAGCCUCUCUUGCCCCGCGACACGCCGCUUGUGCUUGCCAUCUCACCCAGCGACGGCCUGCUCGAUCUGGCGGAGACGGCCGCUAUGGCUGACAAGCUCAGGGCCGACGGUUUCCAUCCCAUAGUCGUCGACGACUUGCAGGGCGAGCAUGACUUUGUGUGGCAGGAUGGAGCACAAAUCGCCAGUCUUGUGCAGGGUGUCCUGGCCGAGUUGAACUCGAAGUGA
Molecule: messenger RNA, 909 nt
Organism: Akanthomyces muscarius
Lineage: Eukaryota; Fungi; Ascomycota; Sordariomycetes; Hypocreales; Cordycipitaceae
Exons: 2
Coding region: 1-909 (302 amino acids)
Molecular function (GO): arylformamidase activity
Source: RefSeq, a predicted model, not a curated record